Cucumis sativus (cucumber) is the source of this 993-nucleotide messenger RNA. RefSeq names its product VQ motif-containing protein 20. NCBI's taxonomy places the organism in Eukaryota, Viridiplantae, Streptophyta, Magnoliopsida, Cucurbitales, Cucurbitaceae. Gene Ontology annotation, cellular component: nucleus. The transcript has a single exon. The record is from RefSeq and is a predicted model, not a curated record. Bases 27 to 767 code for a protein of 246 amino acids.
GGUUUGAAGAAAACCCUAAAUCAAGAAUGAGUCCUCAACAACAGCAACAACAAAUCCAUGGAAAAAUGGAUAAUCAGAUCACCAACAAUGGGAAUAAUAAACCAAUAUUGUGUCCACCGCCAUUGAAGAUCAAUAAGGAUUCUCAUUUGAUUCGAAAAACUUCCUCUUCUUCAAAUACUUCUUCCCCUUCUUCCUCUUCAUCUUCCACCACCUCUCUUGCCAAUGGGGUCGCUGCUGCUGCUGCGAAGCCACCACCUCAACGACAUCCGGUGAUUAUAUACACACAUUCUCCCAAAAUCAUUCACACGCAUCCUCGAGAUUUCAUGGCGUUGGUUCAAAAGCUAACCGGAAUGUCUCGAUCAGAUCAUGAUCAUGAAGCUUCUACCACGAAGCUGGCUACAACGAAAUCCGCCGUGGAUGAGAAUAAUAAUAAUAAUAAUAAUAAUAAUAAAGGUUCUAAAGCUGCUGUUGUGAAUGAUGAUAAUGAAUCGUCGUCCGUUGUGACGACGGAUGAAAAUUGUUGCGGCGGCGGUGGAAGCGGUUUGAUGGAAGUUGGUCAGGUUAAUUCGUGUUUUGGACCGGCGAUUUUUGAGCCGCCGCCACCUCCGCCACAACUGGCGAAUUCUUACCUGACGAAUAUACCCAUUUAUACGCCGAAUUCGACGGAGUUCUUGUGCACGAAUCAACCAAUUUUUAACUAUGAUGAUUCUUUGCUUUUUGGUGGCAACAGAUCAGUUAAUGAUUUCUGCGAAUACAGUGAAUUUUAGGAUGAGUUUUUUUUCAAGAAAAUUUAAUUAGUUGAGUUCGGGGGAGGGAUUAAUUAUUUCAUUCCAUUUGAUCUUAAUGUAAUACAAAAAAAUAUUAUUAUUCUCUCCCGAAAUAAUGUUCCAUAGGGAAGAAAUUAAUUAAUAAUAAUAAUCUGGAAUUGAAUUUCAGUAAUUAUAUCAAUUUCAUUCAUUUUUUUUAAGAAUGUAAUUUAUUUCAGAGGAAAUA